UAAUAAUAUGAUCUUAAUUAAGCAGAAACCCACGCGUUUCCCCUCUCUCUCUCUAUGUUGUGUGUGAUACUCGUGAAACCAAAAUCAUAUAGCGUCUUAAUUCGAUCAACGUUCCACCCACAAGGAAAUUAAAGCAUGUCAAUACGUUCGAUUUCUCACCCGGCGGCCAAAAGAAGAACACGUCAUCUUUUCUUCUUCGUCCUCCUCUCCUGUACGGCGGCGGCGGCGGCGUUUAACGUUAGCCCAACCCCCUUCAACCAAGGCUUCACCACCCUCUACGGCGAAUCCAACAUCGUGCGUUCGCCCCACCACGACACUGUUAGCCUUCAUCUCGAUCGUUACACAGGUUCUGGGUUCAAGUCAUCUGAUCUAUACAACCACGGCUUCUUUAGUGCUAAGAUUAAGUUGCCGUCGGAAUACACCGCUGGAAUCGUCGUCGCCUUCUAUGUACACGACGAACGGGGACGUGUUCGAGAAGACGCACGACGAAUUGGACUUGGAGUUUCUGGGGAACGUGAAGGGGAAAGAGUGGAGGUUUCAGACGAAUAUGUACGGAAACGGGAGCACCAAUAGGGGCCGAGAAGAGAGAUACUUCCUCUGGUUUGACCCCUCCAAAGACUUCCACCGUUACUCCAUUCUAUGGACCAACCAUACCAUCAUAUUUUACAUAGACGAAAUUCCGAUAAGAGAGAUUGCGAGAAAUGAAGCCAUGGGAGGUGACUACCCCCAAAAGCCAAUGGGCCUAUACGCCACCAUAUGGGAUGCUUCCGAUUGGGCUACUUCCGGCGGAAAGUACAGAGUCGAUUACAAAUACGCCCCAUUUGCGGCCCACUUCACCGACCUCGUCCUCCGCGGUUGCGCCGCCGAUCCUCUGCAAACUUUUGUCAAUGCCGGUUGCGACGAGCAUGACGGUCAGCUCGAAGGAGCCGAUUUCGCUACCAUCACGCCCGAUCGAAGGAAGGCCAUGAAGAGGUUCAGGAAAAAGUACAUGUAUUACUCCUACUGCUACGAUUCUCUUAGGUAUGCCGUACCUCUGCCGGAAUGCGUGGUCGAUCCGGCGGAGAGGAUCCUGUUCAAAGAGACUGGCCGGCUCAAGUUCGAGAAGCGCCACCGCCGACAUGGAAGGAGAUCCUCAAGGAAUGGGGUGUUUGUCCGUAGUAGCAGACAAGAUGAUGAAAAAAGGGCAUUUAUUUAGUGAGUUUUGCUAGGUGUAUUGCACAAAAUGUGUACGCCGUUUUUG
Molecule: messenger RNA, 1240 nt
Organism: Cuscuta epithymum
Lineage: Eukaryota; Viridiplantae; Streptophyta; Magnoliopsida; Solanales; Convolvulaceae
Source: the annotation of a GenBank genome assembly